AUACGCUCUCUUCAUGACCUAUUUUGGCAUUCGAGUAUAGUCAGUGCGCGAGAGUCCCUGUUUCACGACCGUUAGUUUUGUCUACGAUAUAAGAGAAUAUUCUCUUAUAGUGAGAUACUGUUUAAGAGAAUAUCUCUCUUAUACCGUAGCCAACACGAUAUAACAGAAAGCCGGAUUUAAGAGAGUGAAAUUGUCUUGUACCGACCCUCUCUUAAAUCGUAGCCGCUACUGUAGGCUGUGAGCGCUGAUUUGAAGUGAAGAAAAAAAUAAAAAAGUAGAAGUGGUGCUACUCGUAGAUGGUGAGACUCGGAAACCUCGGCGCACAAGGUCGACCCCAACGGUUCGGGGCUGAUGUGUCCGCCGGCGACAACCUGUUCGUGCCGUCGGGGGGCGCCGUGUCGUGGCGGGCAAAGGCGGGUGGUGUGACGGAGGACGAAGAAGCUAUAGCUGUGCGAUUCUGCUACGUCGACGCAAGCAACUUCAAUUCCGUGAAGAGUCAGCUCCCACUGUACGGGGCUGUCGAGACCGGAGCCAACGGUCUUCUCCAGGCCUUUCGAUCCCCCGUGUUCGACACCUCCAUGUCAAGGAACCCGUCGACCGUGUCUGCGUCCGAAUUCCUCGAGGGCGGUCGAAAAGCCGCCAGCGUGAAUCCAUCAGCAUCAUCAUCGACGGAUGCUGAUAGCAGCGAAGCCGGCCUUGGUGCGGAUGGUGACAGUAGUGCAACCGCCGUGGGGAACAUGGGACGGAAACAAAGGCGGCUGAGCUCUACGGAAGAAGGUGCAUCCUCCAAUUAA
Molecule: messenger RNA, 794 nt
Organism: Ectocarpus sp. CCAP 1310/34
Lineage: Eukaryota; Phaeophyceae; Ectocarpales; Ectocarpaceae
Source: the annotation of a GenBank genome assembly